AUGUUCAAGGAUCGGACGAUCAUUACGAUCGCCCACCGCAUCAACACCAUUCUGGACAGUGACCGCAUCGUGGUCCUUGAUCACGGACGUGUGGCCGAGUUCGAUACGCCUGCCGAACUGGUAAAGAAGAAGGGUCUGUUCUACGAGUUGGUGCGUGAGGCUGGUCUUCUUGGAAGCGUCGAUGUCAGCAUUGCAGCAGAAUAG
Messenger RNA from Aureobasidium musti, 204 nucleotides. The record is from the annotation of a GenBank genome assembly. NCBI's taxonomy places the organism in Eukaryota, Fungi, Ascomycota, Dothideomycetes, Dothideales, Saccotheciaceae.